Molecule: messenger RNA, 972 nt
Organism: Symbiodinium sp. CCMP2592
Lineage: Eukaryota; Dinophyceae; Suessiales; Symbiodiniaceae
Source: the annotation of a GenBank genome assembly
AUGGAACACAUUGGAUCGGCGAGAACCAGCGAAGCACUGCGGCGUGUGAUGAUGACUGCCGGAAGGUUCUGGUCGGCGUGCUUCCCGGAGAUCGGAGUGCUGCAGCGAUUGCUAACAUGGGAGAAAGGUCCACCACAACCACAGCAUCUCGAACCGCUCGCUCCUUUCAACAGUCUCGUCUUCGACAAGUUUGUAAGCGAGGGUUCCUUUGGGCAAAUCUUCGGUGGCACUUGGUGCGGUCGCAGAGUGGCCAUCAAGGUGUUGCGCAGUGAGAGCAGUGGUUUGGAGGAGGCGACUUUGAUGAAGUCGUUAUGUCACCCCAACGUGGUCGAGGCAAUUUUCUUCGCGGAGGUGGCAGAUGAUUUGAUAGGCAAGCAAAUUUGGUUGGUGCAGGAGUUUUGCGAUUAUGGCACAUGGGGCAGCCAUUGCAUUUCGCCUCGCAAUGCCUGGGCGGGCCUGUGCGAGGCACUCGAUAUGUGCGCGGAGGUCUGCUCAGCAUGCAAGUGGCUGCAUUCGCGAGGAGUUCUGCACGGCGACCUUGCAGACGGCAACGUAUUGUUGUCGAGCAGCGACAGCUGGAAAGGCUUCGUUUGCAAGGUCGGAGAUUUUGGCUCUGCAUGCAGGGUGCCGGCUGGCGUGGACAAGGUGUGCAGCAAGGCCUUGGGGACUGUGACUUUUUUGGCUCCGGAGUGCCUGGAACCGGAAUCCGAUGGCAGCGUGCAAAGCCGCGAGCGAGAUGUGUUCGCGUUUGCCCGACUCAUGUGGCAGGCAUUGACUGGGCAGAGGCCCUUCUUCGGUUGUUCCGCGGUCCAGGUGGUUCUGCUGGUCUCCCAAGGCCGCGGGAAAUCACGGGAAGUUAAAAACAGAUUUCUGGAGGAUGGGAUUCGGAAAAAGAAGGCUCGUGUCAGUUUUUUUCGCUGCUGUGUGCUUGUGGCGAAGUGGUAUGUUAGAAGAUUUUCAUGCGAGAUAUGA